Messenger RNA from Physella acuta, 798 nucleotides. RefSeq names its product cytochrome P450 10-like. The record is from RefSeq and is a predicted model, not a curated record. Lineage: Eukaryota; Metazoa; Mollusca; Gastropoda; Physidae. Gene Ontology annotation, molecular function: oxidoreductase activity, acting on paired donors, with incorporation or reduction of molecular oxygen; iron ion binding; heme binding.
AUGUUGCGGACGUCCGGCACAAUUCGACGUGUGUGGCAGACGUGUGUCCAACAAUACCCUGCCGUCAUGACGUCAACAACGUCGUACAGCACCACAGUGACAGAAGGGAAACCGUUUGAAGAGAUGCCCGGCCCCAGGGGGAUCUACACCUGGCCGUUAAUAGGCACAGCCCUACACUUCAAACCUUUCACUGAGUACACGGCCGAGACCUCCCACAAACUUGUCGACUCACUCUUUGACAAGUACGGACCAGUGGUCAAGGUCCAGCUGGGCAGGAAGUUGGUCAUGGUGUCUGACCCCAAGGACAUUGAAACUGUCUUCAGAAACGAGGGCAAAUACCCCAACCGUCCACCAGUCGAGUUGGUUGAAGUGUAUCAGAAACGACGCGGGAUCACCAAAACUUUAACGGUGGAACAGGGAGAGAACUGGUACCGCCUACGUUCUGCCGUCAACAAACGGUUGAUGCGAGCCGACUCAGCCACUCACUACCUGCAGCAACAGAACCACGUGACCGACGACUUCAUCAAAAUCCUGGCCACCAACAGUCUGAGACCAGAGGAGUUGUCGGAGCUGUUUUAUAGAUACGCCUCUGAGAGCAUCGGCGUCGUCACGUUCAACAAGCGUCUUGGUUACCUUGACAACAGUGCUGACGAGGAGGCUAACAAGUUUCUGGAAGCUUCUAAAACCGUGUUCAGGCAGAUUCACAUGAGCAUGAGUGGGAAGUCGCUCAUGCAUAACCUGUACAGGAACAAAACUUACCGGAUCUUUGAGAGGGCUAUCGAUAUUGUUAAAGCGUGA